AUGGCAGCUCCUGUAAUAGAUAAAGCCACUUAUGAAAAAUAUAACACUAACGGGAAGCUGCGUUUAUCGACAGGAUUUAUUCAGGUUUUCAAAAAAUUUCGUUCUUUUAAUUUUUUGAAUUCACAGCAAAUGUACGAAGACGGGAGCUAUGACGGUGGUAAAAAUGCAGCAAUUGUGCAAAUAGUUGUAAGUUUUUUUUGAGACAAUUUCGUGGAAAUUCAAAUUAAUAGUUGUGAAAUUAUUUCCGAAGUAAUGGGUCUGCUUCCAAUAAACCCUUUUUUGCGACAAAAAAAGGCUUUUUUUUCACAAAACUUGACUUUGCCCUUGAAAUAAAAAAAUUUUUGAUAAUUUUUUCUAGCAAUAUCGAGUCUUGGCCAACGAGAACAAGCAUUUCUCCUCGUCUGCGAUUUUUUAUUCCAGAGCCAAAGUGUCGGACGGCGUUUUCGGGUGCACCGGUAGGAAGAAAUUUCGAUUUUUUGAAGGAAAACCAUUUUCAGCCUUCGUAUUCGAUGACCCCCUUGAACACCAAUGUGCCAAAGAUGAUUUGCGAGGAAAGUCGGAAGUUGGCGGCGAAAUCAUUGCCAUCAAAAAGGCUUAUAUUCACGGCGACGCUUCACUUCCGAGGUUUAUAUUUAUGAAAAUGUGUUGGUAUAGGGGUCGCCAAAUAAAACAGAGUUUGAUGAAACUUUGCUGAGAUAUUCUCUUGAGCCCCUGAAAACAAGGUUUAAAAAAAAAAUCAAGGGAGGGUUCUUGAAAUGUAUUUUUACCAGUGGUUAUACCUGGAACAGGUUUUCCCUCUUUUUCGUUUCAAAUUGAACUCUGGUUUUUUCUGGUUUCCAUGUAGCUUUAUUUCUCAUAACUUCUUUUCAAACGUUACUUCUUAUUCUUCUAUCCUCGCCAAGUUUAAAAGAAAAAGAGAGUUGAUUGUUCGAUGUAACUUUGCUAAAAGGUGUUUUUAAAACCCUACUAAAGGUUUUUUGAGGUAAAAUCUACAACUCUUUAAGAAAUUUCAAGUUUCGCUAUAUUAAGGCAGUAUGUAGUACCGGAAGGCCUAUUUUGAGACGCUUUUUCUUCGAAACUUUACGAGCUAUACGUUCAAUAUCAACUUUUUUUAAUAGAAGUUUCUGAGUCUUUCAGCGAAAUUUCAUCAAAUUUUUAACCUUCCAUCUUUUACACUAGUCUCAUUAAGAGUUUUUCCAAGUCUUCUAAAGGAAGAUGUGGUUUUUUCUUCAGAAAAGACGGUGGAACAGUAAAAGUCUGCGUGAUCACCGAUUACCAGUUGCUUUCCCGUGGCCAUGAUCAUCUUUCGAGCCCCGGCCAGGAGUUGCUCACGCACAACGGCGACAAGGAAGUCCAUCGGGGCUACCGGCCGACUUUCAUCGUUGAAACCGAUUGGCCUGAGGCCGCGCAGUUCGUCGAAGCCGAGGCUCCCGCCGCGAAAAGAGCUCGUGGGCCUGACGGUGAAUAGAGAGUAUAUGCGCUGUACUUUGAAAAAUUUGGGGAUGUUUAGCGGCGAAAAAGUAUGUUAGUAGAGACUUGAAUUUCACAUAUAACCGCAAAAAACGACUUUCUAGGCUUCUAACUUUCAGGAUAUGACUUAACACACGUUCUCCCAGAGACGCGAUAAACCUUUGAUACCAAAAUUUCAGAUUGAGUUUUCUGAGCUCAUAUUGUGGUCACAAUAACUACACAAGGUCCUGAAAAUUUUACGUAGGUUUUUGAGAGGCUCCGCCCCUUUCUAGGGUUACGGUAGGGAAAUACCAAGAAAUUUAAAUUUUUUCUCCGACGUUUAAAUCGGAUGAAGCUUUUUUUUUAAACGAAAGCCAGUGGCAAAUUGAACACUUUUUGUGUACUAGACCGGGUUGUUCUAAUGUAAAUGUUGUACUAAAUGUACCGGGUAUGAACAAGCAACCGCCCCUGUUCCUCGGGUGGUUUCAAAAUUUCGAUACUCAGUUGAUAAAAAAAAAAGUGAGUUUUUCAGUUGCAGGAACGGCAGUUGGCGGCCGAGCCCCGCCGCCCCAGCCCUCGCGACAAACUUCUUCUGGGAAUCGUGGCGAGGCUGUGACGCCGAUAGCCAUGAUCACGCCCUACGUGAACAAGUUCCGAAUUUGCGGCGUCUGCACAACAAAAGAGGAGAUCCGCAACGUCAAGAGUCGCAACGGCGACAUGAGGGUGCUGAAAUUGUUAUGAUUUGUGAAAAAAAAAUUUUGAUUCAUUUUGAUCAAGAUCUCCUAUGCCGUGUUCAAAUGCAAAUUUAUCUCUGACUCUCCAGAAUUCAGUUAUCUUUCUCUUUGCCUGACGGCUAAUUUAGGUUUGGCGGAAUCGCUUUAAACACUGUAUCAAUUAUUCGCAUUUGUUAAAAAUUAGUGCUCUUUUUUUCAACUUUUGAACUCUAUCUGGUUCCUUACAGAUCUUCAACUUUGAGCUGACGGACAAAAACAGCGACACGAUCCGUCUGACGGCGUUCAAUGAGCUUGCUGAACAGAUGCAGAGCGUUAUCAUGGAGAAUAGUGUUCGUUUCAAUUAUUAUUUGUCAAAAAAAUUACUGAAUUAUGUAGAAAAUUUGAUAAAAAAACAAUUAUAAUUUUUGUAUUUUUUUUAUGAUGAGUUGUUUUUUUCAAGGUUGUUUUUUUCCUCUUUUUAGCUAUGAAAUUUUUCAUGAAGUUUUUAAGAUGCUUUUUUUGGUUAUUUUAUUAGUUCUGAAGAGACCAUAGUUUUUCUCUGUCAAAUUAUAUCUUUUUCAGUCCUACUACAUUGCCGGAGGCACUGUCCGGGCCGCAAAUAAGCGUUUCAACGCUUCUGGACACGAUUAUGAAAUCACUCUUCGCAAUGAUUCAGAGGUCCCCCAUUCCAUUGAAAAAAAUCGAAAAAAAUGUUUAAGGUAAAAUUAUGCACCGAGGAAAUCAAAAGGCCGACGACGACCUUCAAAAUCGUGACGCUUGAUAAAAUUGCCGGACAUUUGAACGAGAUUUUCGAUGUUUUGGCCGUGGUGGAACGGGUUGACCCUGUUUCGGAGGUUCGGAAUGAAUAUUUCAAAAAUUUGAAAAAUUGUGAAUUUUUUUUUUCUCGAAGUUUACAGAACAUUUUUUUGCAGAAAAAAAGAGUAAAAAAAGUACUGAAAAUAGGAAACUUGGAAUUUGUUUUUUUAGUGAAUAUGUUGAGUUUUUUUCGAGUUUCCGAGAGCUGGAAGUGAGCACUUGAGUGAUUUUUAGGAGCUAGAAAAUAAUUAUAUAGUUUUGAAAGUAUUUCAAAACAGUUGUUUCCGAAUAAAUUUCUUAUUUUUUUAUCGCUCUGAAGAAUUUUUUUGAAUCUACGUUUCUUCUCAAUUUUUUUAAUUUUUAAAAAUUACAAGCUUCAUCAUAGUUUUUAAGUUCACUUCGAAAGCCGGCAAGGAACUGGUGAAACGCGAAAUCAGCGUCGUCGACCGGUCGGCCACUGAAGUGACCAUAACUCUGUGGGGCGAACACGCCAAAACUUUCGAUGAAAAUGCUCUCGGCCAGGUCGUCGGCUUCAAGAGUCUUCAGGCCAAGGAGUGGCAAGGUCUGCGGAUUUUUCAAAUUUGAAGGAAGUUACUAGGGGGUUUUAAUUUUUCAGAGCUGAAUUUAGUUUGAAAAGAAGUCUUCGAAAAUCGGAUUUUUGAGCUAGUGUUAUUUUAUUCUUUCUUUAAGUCAUCUUAUCACUUUCUCUAACACGAUCCUUUUCUCGAUUUUUUUUAACCUUUCGAAUUUUUAAAUGAAUCGUGAAAUAUUCUGUAGGCCUAGGUUCUUUUUCCAGUUCUGCUCUUAUUAUUUUUCAAUUUAUUAGGACGAUCUUUUUAUUUUUUCUUCUUUAGGCGGUUAUUCCCUGGGAUCGCUGAACAUCACUCGAGUUGUCCUUUCACCGGAACUCGAGGAAACCGCCCAGCUUUACGAAUGGCACGCGGCGGUCCGACCCUCGUUGGAUGUCAAGAAGAUCAGUACCACGACUGAAGGCGGUGCUGGCUCGACUUCCUUUGGUUGGUUUUUGGAAUUAUUUUUACCCUUUUCUGUGAUGCCGUGCUCAAAUUUAUUCCGCGAAAUGAUCUCUGACUCUCCAAAAUCUAGUGAUCUUUUCCUUUCUCUAACGGGUAUUUUGCAUUUCGCGGAAUCGAGUUGAACACGACAUGUAUAAUGAAGUGGAAGGUUGUAUUGUUUGCAUUACUGUUUCAUAUAUUCUUGUAAAAAGUACUCGAUUAUUUUGUGUUCUAUUUUUAAUAAGGCUAGAGAAGUCGGCCGCUUUUUUAUGCCUUUUUUUCAAGUUUCCGAAUUUCGAAACGAUUUUUGGGAUUUUUUAAAGUUUUCACGCUUUCAAAGUACGUUUUUCAUCAUAGUAUUGCCAGUUUCAAAGUCAGUUUUCUAAAUGCUAGUCAAAUUUACAAAAAUUCACUUUUUUUUCUGAUUUUCUAUAUUUUCGCCAAGAAAUAAUCCCACAUUUUAAUGAACACAUUAUGGUUCCAGUGCUCUUUUUGCUAAUCUAUUCAGUUGAAUGUUGUAAUAAGCUGGAGUUAUGUAUGAACAUUUAAAAAAAUGGUUGAACUUGAAAAAGAGACUAUGUUUUUCGGUUAACCUGUUCUGUAAGAAUAAUUCAAAAUUUAACAAUUUUUUUCAGUCCGCGACCUCCGAUUCAUCACCACCAUCCAAGCACUCCGACUCGGAUCUGAACAGCAGCGUUACGUGAACUGCCGGGCCACGAUCACGAAAAUCAAGCCCGACCAAGCGCUUUACAAAGCUUGUCCCAAUGAUGGGUGCCAGAAAAAGGCAACGACUUUCAUUAUUUCCUUCCCAUUGAUAUUUUUCUUGUAGGUAGUUGACGUAGAUGGAGAGUACAGAUGCGAGAAAUGCGCGACGACCUCGAGGACUUUCAAGUGGAAUUAUAUGCUCCAGGUGGGGUAUUUAGUGAUAAUGAAAGAUGAUAAGUUGAAAAAUUUGAAAAAAAAAAAAGAGAAGUUAGGUUCAUUUUUUCAAAUUUUCUGUUCGAGGUUUAGAAAAUAGUUGGUUCUUCUUGAUGGAAACUGCAGAAAAGUUGUGAAAAAAUACUGCGAUGAGUUUUUUUUUCUAAAUAGGAGAUUACCGGGAGGAAAAUCAUCAAAAGUGUUUCAUUUAACGAUUUUUGAAAUAAAGAAGGAUCAGAAGAAAAGGCUCCAAGAUUUCCUAAUCAUGAAAAUUUUUCACGGAGUAAGGAUUUUCGACCACUUUUUUCCAAGAUGAAAACCUGGCAAAAGGGUGGGUUUUUGGCAACCAAGGCUUGAUUUAUCGAUUAUUCUGUAUAUUAUAAUUUUCCCUCACUUCGAUUUUCACGAUCGUUUUGCCGGUUCAAAAAGAAGUUGAAAAAUAAGCUCACAAUAUCCGUUCUUCAUUUUCAACUCGCAAUGUUUCAGUUUGAAAUGGCCGACUUGUCUGGCCAAGUCUACGCGACGGCCUUCUCGAACGUCGCCCAGAAACUCCUUCAUUAUGAUGCGCAGCAGCUGGGCGAGCUCAGGGAUUCCAGCUCCGAGGACUUCAACGCCGUCUUCCAGCGUGCCUACUUCAAAUACCACAACUUCCGGCUUCGCGCCAAGUACGAGACGUAUAAUGUGAGGGGUUUUUCAUUUUAUUCAAUUUAAAUAAAUAUAAACUCAAGUUUUUGUCAUGUUCUUAGAUUUUCCUUUUGAAAUGCUUUGUUUUUUCGGUCUACCCUCGCCACGACCUGAAAAAAAGAGAGCCCAGAGGAAUCAGACAGUUUUAAUUCUUAAAAUUGGCAGCCCCAAAUCUUCGGAAAAAGAUUGGCUUCUGAGAAUUUCAGUCCGUUUUAUUUCAGGAAGAAUCGCGGCUGAAACUGAUGGUGAUGAGCGUUGACGACACUCCCAUGGACGCCUACAUUAAUUCGCUUCAGGACCUCGCCGAGAAACUCAAAACCCUCGAUGUCUGA
Caenorhabditis auriculariae is the source of this 5925-nucleotide messenger RNA. The record is from the annotation of a GenBank genome assembly. Lineage: Eukaryota; Metazoa; Nematoda; Chromadorea; Rhabditida; Rhabditidae.